CUUGUCCCUGGCUCAUUGCUCGCCCAGCGCUCAGCGCAGAACACAAAGGCUUCCUGCACAUUCCCACUACAUCCUGUCACUGCUGCUUCCCACAACGACACAUUGUAGCGCUGCAACUCAACCCAGCCCUGCUAUACUUUAACAUUGUCCUGGAGGAAUCACAGGGUAACACUGCCCUGCAAGUCUGAGACCCCUCAGCAUCAUCACCCCAGAACUCUCCACACCCAGCUUUUUACUUUGCUCAAAGGCUCCUCUGAUCCCCUGGAAAAGGGGAGGGACCCUGGGACUUUUGCUUGAACCCCUUCUCCAGCCCAGGGAAUUAGGAAUUUCACUGGUAAAUAGUGGAAAGUUGUUGCAGAGACAGAGAAACAGACACAGAGAGACACAGAGAGACACAUUGCUGCUGGAUUCUGCAGUGGAAGGGACACAAGGGAGCUGAUGGAGUUUUGAUGCGGAAAGGCUGGAGGAGAGAGUAUGGUCAAACACCAACCGCUACAGUACUACGAGCCGCAGUUAUGUUUGUCGUGCCUGACUGGAAUCUAUGGUUGCCGUUGGAAACGGUACCAGCGGUCACAUGAUGACACCACAAGGUGGGAGCUCCUGUGGUUUGUGAUCCUCACAUUUACCUUCUUCCUCACACUCACCUGGUUUUAUUUCUGGUGGGAGGUUCAUAAUGACUACAAUGAGUUUAACUGGUUUUUAUAUAACAGAACAGGUCACUGGGAUGACUGGUCCAUUCCAAUCCUUCUCAUCACUGCUGCUGGUUUUACAUAUAUUACAGCACUCUUGAUAUUGGCACUAGGACACAUCGCUGUGGGACAGCAAAUGAACUUACACUGGCUCCACAAGGGUUUCCUUGGGGUGAUCUUGAUUGCGACGGUCAUCGCUAUGGUCUCCAUAGAAGAGAUGUGGGAGGAAGAGUGGGACGUUCUCUUUAUUUCCUUCCAGGCUACGGCUCCCUUUUUGCACAUAGGUGCUGUUGGCGCGAUCACCCUUCUGGCCUGGAUAAUUGCCGGUCAGUUUGCAAGAUCAGAAAAAGCCAUUUUUCAGAUGUUUAUAAUCAUCACAUACUUAGCUGUGGUAAUUGCACUUUAUUUGGUUCCGCUCACAAUUUCCUCGCCGUGUCUUAUGGAGAAGAAAGAUCUGGGGAUGAAACCGCGCAUAAUUGGACAUCGAGGGGCUCCAAUGCUUGCUCCAGAAAACACGAUCAUGUCUUUCCAAAGGGCUUUGGAGCACCAGGCUUACGGUCUAGAGGCCGACGUCAUGAUAAGCUAUGAUGGAGUCCCGUUCCUCAUGAGUGACCACACGCUGAAAAGGACGACCAACAUAAACAACGUCUUUCCAGAACUCUCCUUUCUACAUUCUUCCAUGAUCAACUGGACGGACCUUGAGAGGCUCAACGCUGGAGACUGGUUUGUGAAGACUGAUCCUUUCUGGACAGCGAGUUCCCUUUCUCCAUCCGAUGCCACCAAAGCAGAAAACCAAUCUGUGUGUAAGCUGAGUGAACUGCUGGUUCUGGCCAAAGAACACAAUGCCACCCUGUUACUGAAGGUCCAGCCUGUGCCAUUCGACCAUCCUUACGCCUCCAGCUACAUCAAUAUCACUGUCACCACCAUCCUGACUUCUGGGAUAUCCGAGAACCUUGUGAUCUGGCUCUCGGAUACUGAGCGAGCGCUGGUGACAGACAUGGCCCCCGGCUUCCAACUGGCGUCUGACCUCAAGAGAGACGUGAAAUCUCUGCGAGAAACGGGGAUCACCCUGCUGAACCUGCGCUACACUGACGUCACUACAGAGGAUAUCAGGGAAUACAGGGCAGACAACCUUACCCUAAACACUUACACUGUCAAUGAGCCCUGGUUGUACUCAGUACUGUGGUGCUCUGGAGUCCAGUCCGUCACAUCGGAUGCCCCCCACAUCCUUAGCAAGGUGCCUUUCCCCGUCUGGUUAAUGCCUCCAGACGAAUAUUAUAUUAUUUGGAUCACGUCGGAUGUCAUUUCCUUCACUGUCAUUGUAGGAGUUUUUAUAUUACAGAACUAUCAUUUGAUCAGGUGGAGACUUGGCAGUAUCCGCACAUAUAACCCCGAGCAAAUUAUGCUGAGCGCCGCCGUGCGCCGGAACAGCCGGGACGUCCGGAUCAUGAAGGAAAAACUCAUCUUUUCAGAGAUCAACAACAGCAUGGACACCGCAGAUGAUCUUUCUCUAUGUUCUGAAAACCGCUACGAUGGGUUCUCCAACAACGCGGUUACCCCUUCGACAGACGCUAAGCUGCACGCGAGCUAGGGACAGAGGGAUGAAAAACAAAAUGAAAUGAACCAUCUCUGUUUAUAAAGAAUUUUGGAAACUCCCUUGGCUGAUGCUUUUUUUUCUUUUCUUUCCGAGACAGAGAUAUUUUAUGGGACUACUUUAUUGACAGGAGUUUUUGUUUAUUUUUGCUAUAAUGGUUCGUUUUUUGGUUGUAGAAUUGGGACUGUGACAAUGUACAUAUGUAGAAAAUGUGUUUUUUGUGUGUGUUUGUGAAUAGAACAGAACGCAAGCGAGAAAAUGCCUCCGGAUUGGAGGGAGAACGUUGAAUGCAUCAGCCUGAGAAACACUCGACUCCUUCACAUCUGCGAGGGGCAACUAUAAGGGAACAUCAGGAUGUUUCUAGUAGAUACCAACAUUUGGUUAGUCACUUCCCAUUGACAACUGGUAGAAUGAAAAGCUCUGGAAUGACAAUAGUUGGCUGAAAAUGUACUGUUGAGUAAUUCCAGGCAAUAAUUGUGGAUGCCAAAAUACUCAAUACUUGCAAUCUACAUUCAGUCAUUCAUUACUAUUCCUGGUGUGCCACAGGGUUAUUAACUGAACUGCCAGAUUUUCUAUAUUUAUAUGGGUCUCAUCAUUUAGGUCCAUGUAUCAUAGAAAUUGAAUUGACUAAUUUUGCAUUUAUCAUUCAAUAUGCCAUGCCAUGAGCAUUAGUGGUAUAGUCUAUAAACCUACGCUUGGUUAGUAGAUUGGGGUAUACUCUUUGGCCAGCCCAUAGAUAAUAGACACCUGUAUUGUGACUGUUCCCCAAGAAGAAGACUUGCUCUUUCACCCUUUGCUUGGGUUGCCUCAUGCCUCCACUAAUAAUUUGAAAGCAACUAUGGCAUCAGCAAUUGCAUUUUGUAGACUUGUGGUCAUCUCAAGCCAGAACGUGGUCUCAAUCAUAAUGAAUAGUAAAGAUGUAGCUAUUUGCUCCAUCACUGUGAAACUAAUGGCAAGUCAAACAACUGCAGCAAUCUAAGUCUAUCCAGAGAUAUUUGGAACACAACAGUAGAAUGUCUUCCUGCUGAACACCGGCUUCCCAAGCCAUAGUAGUCUUGCCAAGUUUAUUGGGGACCACAGUGGGUCUUUUAGCUCAUAUAUAUCCAUUGAGAGGCAACUUGCGUUCAGGAAGCACUCAACAUAUGAAGAAGAAGAGGUGUACUGCUUCCAAUAAAUCCUUCUUCUUUGCCCCUUAUUGAAAGUGAGCAUGUCUUGAGGUCCCUCUAUAGCAGCAUUCCCAAGAUCCCCCCCCCUCAGUGGGAUUGUAUAAUGGCCAAGGGGGCUCAGUCUGAAGGUCAGUUUUUCUGAUGUCCUAGACAUUCUUAUAACUAUCGCUGUUUUCCUAUAUUCUCUUGUUAUGGGGAACAUGGGGCCCUUUGCUAAAACCUGGGCCUCUGAAGGAACUUAAAGUGAAAAAAGUCCACUUUCUCCCCUCCCGGGGUUUCAUUCUUGCUUGAGUCGCUGCAUUUUUAUGAUAAAAGUGGGGCUCUCCAUUUAGUGACGACACAAAAUGGUUACAUUUCAUAAUGUGGACAAUUCAUCAGAUCCAACCGAUAUGUUUACAUGGGCUGGUCUGCUCACGAACCACUACAGUUUUGAGAACGCUAGUUUUAUGAAUGGGCCCAUGGUACUUGUUUUAGUCAUUUUGAUAUUGUAAAUCCUACAUAAUGUGAAGAUAAUAAGUGGGAAAUGAUUAGUUCGAUACAGAAAUCAAUGUAGGAAAGUUCUUCGGUUUGCUUUGGUUAGCCCAUUUAGUCUAUAGAGUUUCAUACACAACUGUUUUUGAUCGUAUCUUAAGGACAAGCUUUGUUCUAGGACUGUUCCAUUUGUGAGAUAUGCUUGAGUCAAGAUUAAUUUCAUUUCAAGCAUCUGCAUUGUGUCUACAGAACAAAUAAGAUCUGGUGCUGUUGUACCAAAGGAAAAAAACUGGUCUUUUACCUCGUCUGGUGGGAGGUGGUACUGCAAAUAAUAGUAUUGAGUUGUUUCAACUGCCAUAACUUAUGAAAAAGGAGGACUACAAAACCUCAAGUGUUGCCUCAGUCACUCCUCUUUGUUUAUAGAGAAGGUCACCAGAUGACGUAUUGUAUUUGAGGUGAUCUGUUUGUAUCCAGACCAUGAAUAUUUCUUUCUAGAACAGCUGGACAUUUCUAGUGAUGGGCGAAUCUGACCUGUUUCGAUUUGCAAAAAAUUCGCGAAAUGACGAACAUUUGCCUAAAUGCAUUGAAGUCUAUGGGCUACAAAAUGUUUUUGACGCACUGACCAACUUUUGAUGCUCGACAAUUUUCAUAGCAAAACUUGGUGAAAAUGUUUGCUCCUCACUUGACAUUUCCAAUCAUGGGAUUUUUGAUAAAAGUAGCCUAAAUAGUAAUUAGUGCUUUGUACAUUUAACCUAACUGACUUAAAGUUCUUCGUCUUGGCCCACAUGAAGAUACUUAACUUACCCAACCAGGUGUCCUAGUAAAGUCUACCUCAGUGUGGCAUAAUGGAUGUGGUUUUCUUUAGAAGUAGUUUGUGUUGCACUGGUGCUUUUGACAGUCCCAAUCUUAUCACAAAUAUAAUCCAAUUUAAAUGCCCUAUUUGUAUGUGGUGCCAUGCAUUGUUUGGUCAACCUUCUGCCUUUGAAUGUUGACUUGCUCUACCUUUUCUUCACCAACUGUUUCCCUGUCUUACUUGGUCCUUCACAUCACUCUUCUCCAACGCUACUUUUCCUUCACAUCACUCUUCUCCAACGCUACGUUUCACAUUUUUUUGGAAUAUCUACUAAUGCCAAGCCAUCAUCCCUUCCCGUUAAUUGCAUAGGGUACUUUUUAUUAUAACUAAAAUUAUUUCUAUCAAAGAAAGAAUCAUCAGUAAGGGGUAGCUACUGAACUGAGCGCACAGAUUCAUGGUUAUAUCUGAAAUUUGAAUAUGAAAUUUCAUUAGAAAUCUAAUUUAUAAAAGAUUAUAACAAUGUUUACUUUUUAUUUAAGCAUUUUCUGGUACUAAUUCUCUUGGACCACCCAUCCUAUUUUUGCCAUUAGGGAAACCUGAUCUUUUUGGCCAGUACAGUCUUAACAAAAUAAAAAUGAGCAGAGCAUCUCUCGGCUUUAAAACGAAUCUCUUUCCAGGCCAAUUCCGCAGUAGAUACUGAUGAAGAAUGCAGAUGUGGAACACAGAUUUUUGUUAUUCUGUUAAUGAUCUUGAACAUGCCUGGAGCAGAUUCGAUGGAGCUUUGUAGAAAUGUCCUCCUCGAUACAAGUAGAUACCCAUUUCUUGGGCAUUCAUAGCUCCAAUGAAAUGUGAAAUCUCACUAUUAAAUAUGGGAGUCCCAUAUUACAAUGGACCCCAUAAUAAAAGCAUCUCCACCUUCAAGUCAUUAGAGAACGGUGCUAUGCAUUGACCUGUAUAUGGGAUGUUCUCUUUUUCCAGGAUCCUGUGUUGAACCAGCAAUGGUAUAGAGCGGGGUCUCCUUAUUGUCCAUCUGUUGUUGAACAGAAAAUUCCAAGAUUCUAGGAGGAUCUGUAGAUCAACAACAGAUGGAGGACAGCGAAUAAAAUGCUACAUACAUCGAUCAAGGUUUAGAACUGCAUCAAUCAUUGGACUUUACAUUCUUCUUUGGUGCUGACUUUGCACUGAAAGUUUUGUUGAUGAUAAAUACUCUAUGGACCAGAAUGUGAUAGCAACCAGCGGGAAUGGAUUUAUGUUUAUGGGGCAUAGAAUAUUCAUAAUCUGUCUUGGCAUUGCCACCAGAAACAUGGUGUUCCCUGUAACACCAAGAUAUGAAAUGGUCAUCCCUCCAAAGCUGUAUUCACAGUAUUCAUUCUUGUCUUGUUUAGUUAGGCUGUGAUGAGAGACCGUGUAUGUGUAACUGGAUUUUAUUUGGAAAUAAAUGAGUUUCAUAUGUU
Messenger RNA from Xenopus laevis (African clawed frog), 6167 nucleotides. RefSeq names its product glycerophosphodiester phosphodiesterase domain containing 5 S homeolog (gene gdpd5.S). Gene Ontology annotation, cellular component: plasma membrane; membrane. The transcript has 17 exons. Gene Ontology annotation, molecular function: hydrolase activity, acting on ester bonds; glycerophosphodiester phosphodiesterase activity; phosphoric diester hydrolase activity. Gene Ontology annotation, biological process: lipid metabolic process; positive regulation of cell differentiation; positive regulation of neuron differentiation. The record is from RefSeq and is a predicted model, not a curated record. NCBI's taxonomy places the organism in Eukaryota, Metazoa, Chordata, Amphibia, Anura, Pipidae. The coding region runs from base 475 to 2280 and encodes 601 amino acids.